Messenger RNA from Exaiptasia diaphana, 1164 nucleotides. RefSeq lists its product as uncharacterized. The coding region runs from base 210 to 1019 and encodes 269 amino acids. The record is from RefSeq and is a predicted model, not a curated record. Lineage: Eukaryota; Metazoa; Cnidaria; Anthozoa; Actiniaria; Aiptasiidae. The transcript has a single exon.
UGCAAAGCAAGAAGGCCACUUCACUUUGUAAGCCGAGUAAAAUUUCCCAAAUCAAUUCAACAACUCCUUUUAAAACUCCAUUAUAUGCUGGGGUUUUACUUUGUAUUUUUAUGAUGAGCCAAGAAAGUUUUAGUUUGGUUUCGAAUCGGCUUAAGUACAAACUUGUGGUUAUACUUCAGUAAGCCGACUCUAGAAUACUCAUUUGCGUAAUGGACCAGUAUCAUGAUUUAGAAAAACAGCCUACCGUCCUGAAUAAAAAUCUCAAUAGAAGACUCUCAAUACAGAACUUUGGUCUGAACAAAAACUGGAGCAAGCAGAUUAACGACAUUGAAAAACARAAGUCAAAUCAUGGUUCGCGACUYGAUGGCGAGAUCAACAAAGUUCUCCGUUACAGAAACUCUUUAGCUGAGACAACUGGAAGACUCUCUGAAACUGAACAGCUGAUUCUUCCUACAAUAUCCUUUUCUACGGACAACCCGAGAAGAAAAGUGAGCUCUGUGAAUUACCCUAGCAUCGUUGAUGACAUUUUCCUACGAGAGGACAAGAAUCAGAAAACAAAUCAACUUCAAAAGAUGAAAUAUGCCCGAAACAGAGUCGACUCGUUGACAAAAGAGACAACAAGUUUUGAAAACAAAAAAAUYGGUCGCCGCAAAUCGAGUUACUCAUUGCUGGAGUUAAAACAGUUUGUAUCUCAGCAGUAUUCAAGUCAUGCAGAUGGAGGACACCCAAARACGAUCGAAGAAGGUGAAACCGACCAAGACACUCCAAAAAAUAAUCACUUAUGGCUUGAUGAAGGCGAAGUACUCCCUAUCAAACUGCCUCCUGUAGCGCAUAUCUGGAAACUUCCUAAAAUCUAUGACCAAGCUGUCAGAAAAGUCGAAGUACGAAACUUUGAACGGGAUGAUGCAUUUGUACAGCGAGCCACAGGAAAAGACGCUGAUCACAGCGAUAUGAAGUUCUGUAGGUACCUGAGGGUCCCACAACCCAAAAAGGGACGUCUUCGAUCAAAUACUAAAUAGUGUACAUACAUAGAAAUCUUGUUAAGUUAUUGCUGACUUUUUAUAUAAAUUGAAAGUUGUAUGAAUUGUUUCUAAUUUUCUUUGUUUACAUACACUUUGAUAAUGCACAAUGAUUUGGUUCGAUCCGAUAAAUGUCCGUAUAUCA